AUGGCCAUCCCCCCGUCGCACGCGGGGACAUCCGCCCCACAGUGGAGGCAGUUCACCUUCUUCGACGUGCACGACGUAAAGGACACCCACGACCUCGACCAGUCCCCGAGAGCAAUCAGGCAACUCACCCCGCCCCUGGCCGUCACCUCGACCACCUCCCAAUCACCACUACCACCGUCUCUCAUACUGGCAUCGGGACAGACCAUCACCCAGGUAGAUCGCUACUUUACGCCUGAGCGAUCCUUCACCGCUUGGGAGCGGAAUGGGCGUGCGACAGCGCUCCUUGAAGCGGGCGGUCUGCUUGUAGGGAUAGGGGAGGAAGAUGGAAGUCUAUGGCCAGUUCUGAAAGUGUGGGACCUGACCAAGGAAGAUAAGAAACAUCCAGAGAGACGACCGGUGCUGUUGAGAAAUGUCAGAAUUCAGCAUGGACAGAGACCGCAUCCAGUAUCUGCUGUCGCCUUGACCACGACUCUAUCACAUCUCGCAAUUGGCUUGGGCGACGGUACAGUGUUGCUAUAUCGUCAUUUCCUGCAAUCCCUCACCACCUCCCCUACUGCCCUGACGUCUUUACCCAAAGCCAGGGUCGUACAUCAAUCCCACGAGCCUGUCACUGGCCUUGGGUUCAACGAGCAAUCGAGCUCUUCGAAUCUCUUCAUUGUCACCACGAAUAGGGUAUUAUGCGCGCCUGUCAGCGGUAAAGGGGAAGCUCGGACGAUAGACGAGCUCGGGUGCGGCCUUGGAUGCGCGGUGAUGGACUGGGAGAGGAAAGACAUGGUCGUCGCUCGAGACGAGGCAAUUUACUUGUACAGUCCCGAGGGACGUGGUGCGUCAUUUGCCUACGAAGGACCAAAGUCGUCGAUAGCGGUAUUCAACCACAACCUCGUCAUCACUUCUCCGCCCUUCCAUCCCUCGGCGUCUUCAAACUCUGCCACUAUCCGACAUUAUGUCAAGGCGAACCCAAAUGGCGACUCGCCUUCGGUGGACAUUGCCAAGAUUACAGUGUUUGAUCUGCAAAACAAGCUGGUGGGGUACUCGGGUACGUACAAAGAUGGCGUGAGGGACGUAUACUGUCAAUGGGGAGGGAUCUAUGUACAUGGGGGAAAUGGAAAGCUCGCUCGGCUGGAAGAACACUCUACGCAGGCAAAGCUGGACGUCCUCUAUCGGCGGAAUCUGUUCACUCUCGCUAUCAGUCUGGCCCGUCAGCAGGGUCUCGGGGAUGCCGGGGUGUCGGAUAUCCAUCGACGAUAUGGUGACUAUCUCUACAACAAAGGUGACUUUGAAGGGGCCAUGAGCCAGUUUGUGAAAACUCUUGGGAAUCUGCAACCAAGUUAUGUCAUUCGCAAAUUCCUGGAUGCCCAAAGAAUCCACAACCUCACAACGUAUCUCCAAGAACUACACUCUCGCGGCCUCGCAAACCCAGACCACACCACCCUCCUCCUCAAUUGUUACACCAAAACCUCGGACCGUACUCGUCUUGACCAGUUCAUCAAGACUGAAGCCCACCGGACAGAUACUGGCGCAGAAGAACUCCCGUUCGACCUGGAUACGGCCAUCAGAGUGUGUCGCCAGGCAGGGUUCUAUGAGCAUGCGACGUAUCUCGCAAAGAAGUUUGGAAGGCAUGAGGAUUAUCUAAGGAUACAGAUAGAGGAUGCUGGAAAGGUCGGAGAGGCGUUGAGAUAUUUGAGGAGCUUGGGUCCUAAGGCUUGUGAUGAGAAUAUGGUCAGGUACGGCAGGACGCUUUUGCACCAAGAGCCUGCCGCAACAACCGCCUUGCUGGUUGACCUCUGCUCUGGCAACCUUGGGAAAAAGAAGGCGUCGACGCCGCCUCAGAUCGUUGAGCAGCUCAAUGGGACCAGCAAUGGGACCAAUGGCGCUACAGGUCCAGCUAUGCUGUCGUAUCUUGGGUACAACAAAGUUUCUGGUCUGUUUACCGGGGAGGCGACGGGGACAGCCACACCUACUGACAAGAACGAGCCCCAACGAGUAGAUCCCGAGGAAACGAGUGCUUUGGAAAAGCUGGCCAUUGAGAGUGAAGGCCCCGACUAUGUUCCUCCUUCGCCGAGGCAAUACUUUGCGCACUUUGUUGAUCACCUGGAUCUCUUUGUCCAUUUUCUCGAAGCAGUCGCUUUGAACCUCUGGGAUCAAAAAGUUGAUCUAUCAGUCCCCUCAUCAGCUCCGUCGCCUAUCGCGACUAGAGAGGUGGACAUUCCACCGCCGGACGAUCCCACGGGCGUUGACCAGAGGGCGGUCUGGAAUACAUUGAUCGAGCUGUACCUGUCAGCGACGAAAUCCCUCGACUCGACUGUUGCCAGUCAGUCACGAGAAAAGGCUCUGGCGCUGAUCAGCAGCAAGGAUACGCCGUACGACCCCUUACAUGCCUUGGUACUCUGUUCCGUGGUUGGAUUUAGAGCAGGCAUGGUGAGGCUCUGGGAGGGAAUGGGAAUGUACGAGGAUGUGCUGCGUUACUACAUGGAAGCUGGAGAAGAUGACGGGGACGAAGUGGACGCUUCUGCCAAGGUCUUUAGCCACCUCGACCUUUACGGCCCUACCCACCCUCAACUGUAUCCCCUGGUCCUGCGCUACCUCACUUCUUCCCCUGCAAUCCUUUCACGUCAUCCUAAAGAACUGGGAAAUAUCCUUGCCAAGAUUGACGAGUACCAGAUCAUGCCCCCGCUGGCUGUGGUACAAGUGCUUAGUAGGAACGGGGUGGUGAGUGUGGGUAAUAUGAAAGAUUGGUUGAAGGGCAAGGUGGAGGAUAACGAAGCAGAGAUUGAGUCUGAUAAGCAACUGUAUGAUUCGUAUAGGGCGGAUACCGCUGUAAAACGAAAGGCAAUGCUCGACAGAACCAACCCAUCUCAACCCGAGGUCUUCCAGGUUACGAAGUGUGCUUCUUGUGGAGGCCAGCUGGAUCUGCCGAGUGUGCAUUUCAUGUGCAAACACAGUUAUCAUCAGCGCUGUCUACCCGACUCUGACCCAGAGUGUCCUCUGUGCGCUCGACAACACUCGGUCAUCAAAGAGAUCCGGCGCAACCAGCUCCGCCUCGCCGACAGGCAUGAUCUGUUUUUGGAGGAGGUGCACAGCGCUGAAGAUGGAUUUGGGGUGGUGGCUGAUGCCUAUGGAAGGGGGCUGUUCGGGAGGGAGGGAGAUGUGUUGGACGGGGAGGUGUAG
Messenger RNA from Cryptococcus wingfieldii CBS 7118, 3168 nucleotides. Its product is annotated as vacuolar membrane protein. Bases 1 to 3168 code for a protein of 1055 amino acids. Gene Ontology annotation, cellular component: HOPS complex; endosome. The record is from RefSeq and is a predicted model, not a curated record. NCBI's taxonomy places the organism in Eukaryota, Fungi, Basidiomycota, Tremellomycetes, Tremellales, Cryptococcaceae. Gene Ontology annotation, biological process: vesicle-mediated transport; vacuole organization; organelle fusion. The transcript is spliced from 8 exons. Gene Ontology annotation, molecular function: protein-macromolecule adaptor activity.